Messenger RNA from Brassica rapa (field mustard), 4239 nucleotides. RefSeq lists its product as uncharacterized. Lineage: Eukaryota; Viridiplantae; Streptophyta; Magnoliopsida; Brassicales; Brassicaceae. The record is from RefSeq and is a predicted model, not a curated record.
CAUAUCAUUACACUAGUAAAAAAAACUCAAAUAGCAACGAAGUUGCUACGGUACAAUCGUAGCUAGAAAUAGAAAAGCUACGGAUUUGCUACGUUUUAGCUACGAAAACAUAAACGUAGCAAAUCGUAACAAAAUCGUAGCUAAUUUGCUACGAAUGUGCUACGUAAAAAAAUCGUAGCUAGUGGUUGAUACGAUUUUGCUACGAAAAGUAACGUAGCAAUUUACUACGUUUCAUUAACGUGUCAUUUCGUGUGUAACCUAGCUACGAAUUGUUUCGAUUCUAUCGUAGGUUUAGUUUUAAUUUAUUUUAAAAAAGAAAACGUAGCUACGGUUACCAAAAUCGUAGCAAAUUCGUAGCAACCCACCGAAAGAAACGUCCCAUCAUCCAUCGUGCGCAAGUGUCCGGAGAAAAAUACAAAACGUAAUAAGCCACGAGCAAUUUUCGUAGCAAAGAUCGUGGUUUUUUUCUGAAUGCAACGUCCCCUCGGUCCGACAAUGUGCAGGCAAAAUAAUUCAAGAUAUUUUGAGCAAGCUACGAAAAAUGUUCGUAGCAUUUUUCGUAGCAUUUUUCGUAGCAUUUCGUGGCAGAUUUCGUAGCAAGGUGUUUUAUAUAAAAACAACCAAGCACUCCACUCUCAUAACAACGAGUGAGAUAUCAAACAUAAAACGCUUUCUUUCAAAUGUGUUGGUGUUGAAAUCGUGAGUACAAUGUCUGAUUAUUUUUAUUCGAGAGAGUGGAUGGAUCAACACUUUGAUCCGAUCAAUAAUUGUGUUUCUCGUGAGUUUAAGGAAGGUGUUGAUGUUUUUAUCGCAUUUGCUUCCAAUCAAACUUCUUUUAUUGAGGGGAAAACCAUGUUAUGUCCUUGUGCAAGAUGUCAAAACCGAAAACAACGGGACUCGAGAACCGUAUCUCGCCAUCUUUACCGAGUCGGGUUCAAAAGUAAUUAUUAUUUAUGGUCAAGCCAUGGAGAAAAUUACUAUGACGUUGGCGAAUCAUCCACGGGAGGUCAAUUUAUGGGAGAAGGCACACUGCAUACGGAAGAAGAACCAUACCAGGAAAACUAUCCGAAUGUUAUGGAAGGAGUAUUGGAGGAUGUGAUGGAAGCACCCAAUGAAGAGCAAUAUGGAGAUGGCGUGUUUCAAGCCUUCGAAGCCGCUAAUGAACCAUUAUACGAAGGAUGUGUAGAAGGUAUUUCUCAGUUAUACUUGGCAUCACGUUUAAUGAAAGUAAAAACCGAUCAUAAUUUACCGGAGUCGUGUUUGGAUGAGAUAUCACAAACGUUUAGAGAUGUUCUGCCACAACCAAACAAAGCUCCUGAAUCAUAUUAUGAGAUGAAGAAGUUGACAAAGGCGCUUGGUCUUCCUGUUCUGAAGAUUGAUGUUUGUGAAGAUAACUGCAUGUUAUUUUGGAAGGAAGAUAAAGAUUUGGUGGUGUGUCGAUUUUGCGGAAAAGAUAGAUAUCACCAGAACCAUGGAAAGGGGAAAAAGCGGCCCAAACAAAGAAUGUUUUACAUGCCUAUUACGGAAAGGUUGAAGCGAUUGUACCAACUUGAAGAAACUGCAGCACAAAUGCGAUGGCACGCAGAACAUGAGUCGCCCGAAGGAGAAAUGCAUCACCCUUCUGAUGGAGCAGCUUGGAAGCAUUUUAACAAGGUAUAUCCUGAUUUCACUGAAGAAAGUCGGAAUAUAUAUCUAGGCUUAGCAACAGAUGGAUUUAACCCAGUUGGUAUGAGUGGUGAAGCACACUCGGUCUGGCCAGUAAUUGUUACUCCGUAUAACUUACCUCCUGGGAUGUGUAUGAAAAGAGAAUAUUUCUUUUUAUCCGUCCUAGUUCCCGGGCCAAGACAUCCAAAGAAGAGCAUUGAUAUAUAUCUGCAGCCGCUAAUUGAAGAAUUGCAAAGUUUAUGGAGUCACGGGGCAGAAACAUACGAUAUCUCGAGAAAGGAAACAUUCACGAUGCGAGCCGCAUUAAUGUGGACAAUUAAUGACUUUCCUGCUUAUGGCAUGAUGUCAGGUUGGAUGACUCAUGGUCGUUUAGCUUGUCCAUAUUGUCUCGAUGAUACAAAGUCAUUUUGGUUGAAACACGGAAGGAAGCAUAGCUGGUUUGAUUGUCAUCGAAUGUUUCUACCUAAAGAGCAUCCUUACAGGAGAAAUGUCCAAGCGUUUCGAAGGGGGAAGACAAUAAGUGAUGAUCCUCCACCAUGGUUGACGGGAGAAGAAAUUCGCUAUGAAAGAAUCAACAACAUCGUUGGGCUGAAGAAAACGGUUGAAUGUGGAGGUAACGGACACGAGAAACCUGGAAGUAACAUAGAAGGCUACGGAAAAGAUCACAAUUGGGUGAAGAAGAGUAUCUUUUGGGAAUUACCGUAUUGGGAAAACCUUCUUCUUCGCCACAACGUUGACUUCAUGCACGUUGAGAAGAAUUUCUUUGAUAAUCUUAUCAACACGGUGCUUAAUGUUCCUGGGAAGACUAAAGAUAAUGCAAAGUCGAGGAUGGAUCUACCUGAUUUGUGCAGAAGGCAAGAGUUACAUAUCAAAGAUGAUGGAAAGAUGCCGGUCCCGAUAUUUCGGUUGUCAAAGGAAGAAAAAAAAGAAUUCUUGCGAUGGUUGAAGGAAGAUAUAAAAUUUCCAGAUGGGUAUGCUUCAAAGUUUAGUAGAUGUAUAGAUGAGACGAAUUCGAAGCUUUCAGGCCUAAAAAGUCAUGAUUGCCAUGUCAUCAUGCAACGACUUCUCCCAUUUGCGUUUAAGGAGUUACUUCCAAAAAAUGUCCACAUCGCAAUUUCAGAAAUCGCACUCUUCUUUCGGGAUAUCUCUGCAAAAGUACUAAAAGAAGAAGAUGUCGCCAUUUUAAAAGAAAACAUUGCGGUGAAGCUUUGUAAUUUGGAAAAGAUUUUCCCACCUUCGUUUUUUGAUGUUAUGGAGCAUCUCGUUAUGCAUUUGCCAGAUGAAGCUGCUCUAGGUGGUCCAGUGCAAUAUAGAUGGAUGUAUCCUUUCGAGAGAUACAUGUACCAUCUGAAGAAAAAUGUUAGAAAUAAGGCACAUAUUGCAGGUUCCAUUAUUUCCCAAUGUCUUACCGAGGAGAUUUCUAGAGCUUCUGCACAUCACUUUGGAAAUCCAGAAGUGCCUGCUACCGUUUUGCAACCUGGAGAUAUUCGCUUUACAUAUCAUGAUCCAGAUGUGCCAAAUAUGUUUUACCAUGAAGGUCGAGUUAGUGGAAAAAUGGAGCAGAGGCAUCUAACCGAUGAUGACUAUAAUGUGUUACAAACGUUUUUGAUGCUCAAUUGUCCUGCAUUUGAGCCCUACGAAAGGAUGUUUGAGGAGUUUAUGAUGGACAACAACCCAAAUAUAUGUGGUGAUGAUCUACAAAUAGCGAAAGACAACCACUAUGCGGAAUGGGUGAAAAACUAUGUUAACGAAGCGAGUAAGAUAUAUCAGUUUCCAUUGUGGAUGUUGGAUUUCGUACAAGGCCCGAAACAAAAUUAUAAAGCCUGGCCGAUAUAUUUUUCGCGAGGAUACUGCUUCCACACACAUAGCCAUGGCCAAGAUAAAAGAACCCAACAUUAUGGUGUCCAAGUCCGGGGUACGACAGACACUGACUAUUACGGCUUGAUUGAGGAGAUAAUGAUGGUUGAGUAUUCUGGUUCUGUUGGGCUUAAAGCCAUGGUUUUUAAAUGUAAGUGGUUUGAUACAAUUGUGGGUCGGGGGAUUCGAAAACAUAAAUCGGGAAUCGUUGAUGUGUCUCCGCGCUGGCAGUACGAGAAAUACGAUCCAUUUAUCCUAUCUGGUAAUUGUGAUCAAGUUUGUUUCAUUCCUUAUCCGCGGGUUCGAGGCACAUCAGCAAACGAUUGGUGGGCAUGUACGAAAGUUGUGCCUAGAGGGGUUCGAGAAACUUCUGAAGAUGCUCUUACUGCGCUACAAGAUGAUACACACGACCAAGUUGUUGCACCAAGUGAAAUGUUACGAUUUGAAACUUAUGUUGUGGAAGAUGAUUCAGAUUAUGAUUCUACGCCGGUUGUUCCGCCCAAUGACGAAUAUGUUUCUGAAGAUGAGAUAGAACCGGCAUGUACCGAUUCUGAUUCAGGGUCUGAUUCAAGUUCUUAGUGUUUUAUGAUAUAUGAUUGUAUAAUAUCAUUAAGUUCUUAAUGUUUUGUAAGAUAUAUGAAUGUAUAAUAUAAUUAAGUUCUUAAAGAUUUGUAAAAUAUAUGAAUGUAUAAUAUAAGUUUUUAGUGUUUUGUAAGA